Rhinolophus ferrumequinum (greater horseshoe bat) is the source of this 2324-nucleotide messenger RNA. RefSeq names its product SH3 domain binding protein 2 (gene SH3BP2). NCBI's taxonomy places the organism in Eukaryota, Metazoa, Chordata, Mammalia, Chiroptera, Rhinolophidae. Bases 10 to 1839 code for a protein of 609 amino acids. Gene Ontology annotation, molecular function: SH3 domain binding. Gene Ontology annotation, biological process: signal transduction. The record is from RefSeq and is a predicted model, not a curated record. The transcript is spliced from 14 exons.
GCACCGGAUAUGCUGAGGGUGUGUAUGGGGACAUGGAUGAAAGUGCAGAGGGGCCUGGCAGGCAAGGAGUGGGCUCUCAGGACGCCGAAAUCCUCCCCAGGGCUGACCAUUGGCCCCUCCCCGGCCCUGCUAGCUGGUUCCCACCUACCCUGCUUCAUGGCAGCUGAGGAGAUGCACUGGCCGGUCCCCAUGAAGGCCAUUGGUGCCCAGAACCUGCUCACUAUGCCUGGGGGUGUGGUCAAGGCUGGCUACCUGCACAAGAAGGGCGGCACCCAGCUGCAGAUGCUCAAAUGGCCCCUGCGCUUCGUCAUCAUCCACAAACGAUGCAUCUACUACUUCAAGAGCAGCACAUCUGCCUCCCCACAGGGCGCCUUCUCGCUGAGUGGCUACAACCGGGUGAUGCGGGCUGCCGAGGAGACAACGUCCAACAACGUCUUCCCCUUCAAGAUCGUCCACAUCAGCAAGAAGCACCGCACGUGGUUCUUCUCAGCCUCCUCUGAGGACGAGCGCAAGAGCUGGAUGGUCUUGCUGCGCAAAGAGAUCGGCCACCUCCAUGAGAAGAAGGAGCUGUCUCUGGAUGCCAGUGACUCCAGCUCGGACACGGACAGCUUCUAUGGUGCAGUCGAGCGGCCAGUGGACAUCAGCCUGUCUCCAUAUCCCAUAAUCAACGAAGACUAUGACGACGAAGACGACUCGUACCUGGAGCCUGACUCCCCCGAGCCUGGGAAGCCUGAGGACACCCUGAUCCACCCGCCGGCCUAUCCUCCGCCUCCUGUGCCAACACCCAGGAAGCCAGCUUUGUCCGAUGUACUCCGUGCCCACUCCUUCACCUCCAAGGGCCCAGGCCCUCUGCUUCCACCCCCGCCCCCUAAACGCAGCCUGCCCACCGAUGCUGGCCUGACUCCCGAGGACUCCAAGAGGGACCUGCUGGGCCUGAGGUGGGCUGAGCCCGGCCCCAGAGCACCUGCCACCUCCCGGAGGAUGAGCGACCCCCCGCUGAGCAGCCUGCCCACCUUGCCUAACCUCCGGAAACCCUCUUGCUUUCAUGAGAGCACCAGCCCCAGCCCAGAGCCCCGGAUCCCCGGCCAUGGGUCCAGCUCUGCCUCCAGCUCUGCCAACAUGGCCACUGCCACCUCCAGGAACUGUGAUAAACUCAAGUCCUUCCACCUGUCCCCCCGGGGGCUGCCCACGCCUGCGCCCCCACCUGUACCAGCCAACAAGCCCAAGUUACUGAAGAUGGGUGAAGAGGCCUCUCCAAGGGACAUGGCCAGGCCUGCACUCUUUGUGCCCACUGUGGCCCCCAGGCCUCCUGCCUUGAAGCUGCCUAUGCCGGAGGCCAUAGCCCGACCUGCGGUCCUGCCCAGGCCAGAGAAGCCGCCCCUCCCCCACCUCCAGCGAUCGCCCCCUGAUGGCCAGAGUUUCAGGAGCUUCUCCUUUGAAAAGCCCCAUCUCCCCUCGCAGGCUGACAGUGGGCAGGCGGAUUCUGACGAGGACUACGAGAAGGUGCCACUGCCCAGCUCGGUCUUUAUCAACACCACGGAAUCCUAUGAAGUGGAGAGGCUGUUCAAAGCCACAACCCCACGGGGAGAGCCCCAGGAUGGACUUUACUGCAUCCGGAACUCCUCCACGAAGUCUGGGAAGGUUUUGGUCGUGUGGGACGAAACCUCCAACAAAGUAAGGAACUACCGCAUCUUUGAGAAGGACUCUAAAUUCUACCUGGAGGGCGAGGUCCUGUUUGUGAGUGUGGGCAGCCUGGUGGAAUACUACCACACCCACGCACUGCCCGGCCACCAGAGCCUGCUGCUGCAGCACCCCUACGGCUACGCCGGGCCCAGGUGACACCGGCACCUCAUGCUACUGGGCAGAGGCGACUACGGGGCCAGCACGCCAGGCUGCACAGAUGAGACUGGCAUUCAUGGGAGGCGGAGCAGGAGUACGUGCUCUGCUCUGACCUAAGACCUCCCGACACACACCUUGUGGCGUCUGCCAGGCCAGGCCCUGCACAGCAGGCUGGGUCCUUGGAGCUAGGCCAGUCCCCAGGCUCCCGAGGACUGGGGGGGCUCUCCUAUCCCACCCCACCCACCCUGUCACACUUCCCAGGAGCCUGGGAUCCUAGGACCAAGCCCCACCUGGGCUUCGUGGACAGGAAUUCUGGUUCUCCCGCCUUCUCCCUGCCCAGCACACACCCGCUCUGUACUGGGCUGGGAGCUGGGCAGGGCAUUUGGGGAUGGGGCAGGGGCUGGCCCCAGAACCCCGCCAGGAACGCUAAGGCACAGGCUCCAGGAGGGGCCUUUGCUGCACAAUAAAGCACAGAUGACUUUUGC